GUGAGCUAUCUGGCCAAAAGGGUGACGGCCUCGCUAGGAUGAAGCUCGUGAGAUUUUUGAUGAAAUUGAGUCAUGAAACCGUAACAACUGAAUUGAAGAAUGGAACACAGGUCCAUGGAACCAUCACAGACAGCUUGCCUCUGGAUACACUACUUGUGGAUGUUGAACCUAAGGUGAAAUCCAAGAAGAGGGAAGCUGUUGCAGGAAGAGGAAGAGGCCGAGGAAGAGGAAGAGGACGUGGCCGUGGUAGAGGAAGAGGGGGUCCUAGACGAUAAUGUCUCUCAAGAUUAGUGUUUCAAAGUGGUGAUAUGGGCUAUUUUUUUGUACAGCUUUUGUUUGUUUAUGUCAGUUUUUAAUAAACCUAAAUAUGGGACCACAUUGUCUACUGACCAUCAAA
Messenger RNA from Choloepus didactylus (southern two-toed sloth), 397 nucleotides. Its product is annotated as small nuclear ribonucleoprotein Sm D1-like. The record is from RefSeq and is a predicted model, not a curated record. Lineage: Eukaryota; Metazoa; Chordata; Mammalia; Pilosa; Megalonychidae. Gene Ontology annotation, biological process: RNA processing; spliceosomal snRNP assembly. Gene Ontology annotation, molecular function: RNA binding. Gene Ontology annotation, cellular component: U2 snRNP; SMN-Sm protein complex; commitment complex. Bases 39 to 275 code for a protein of 78 amino acids. The transcript is spliced from 2 exons.